UAAAAAAGUGUGAGCAGUCAAGAUGGACGUGUAGAUAAUUUUCGUGUGAAAUAUUUUAUUCAGGUGCUUGUAAAUGGUGAGAAUAAUUAAUGAACUCUCUAUAUUCAUAUCCUUUUUAAUUAAGAACUCAAAGUUUGUAACAAGUGUAAAUAAACCACCAAGAUGUAUAAUGGUAUUGGAUUGACUACACCGCGAGGUUCCGGAACUAAUGGUUAUGUGCAAAGAAAUUGGGCUUCAGUAAGAAAAACCAAAGAUUCUGUAAACUACAGAACUGAAGAGGAGAUAGCGAAAUUGGAUUCCGCAUCCAAUAAACAGCCGAACCGUGAAAUCUUGGAUCAUGAGAGGAAAAGGAAGAUCGAAGUGAAAUGUGCAGAACUAGAGGACACUUUGGAACAGGAAGGGUUGCCGCGAGAGGAGAUCGCGGCGCGGGUGGCAGCCUUCAGGGCGAAGUUGGCGGAGGCCGGCGGCGAAAAAGACGUGCCCAGGGACGAAUUCGGGAGGGUAGCCGUGCGCGAGACGCACGCGAUCGCGGAAGCGCAGCAGGAGAAGAACGCUCGGCUUCGGGACGCCUUCGGGAUCUCGCCACGCUUCGUGGAGGGCAGCAGCCUGGACGAGCGGCGGGCCCGGGAGCAGGCGCAGCGGUACCCGCUGGUGCGGACGCCCAGCAACGAGCGGGAGGAGCGCGACGCGCACGUGGCCAAGAAAAAAAAGAAGCGAAGCAGUUCAGAAGGCAAAAAACUGAAGAAGAAAAAGUCGAAAAAGAAUAAAAAAGAAAGGCAAGAGUCAAGCAAGAAAAAGAAGAAACGCUCCAAGUCUUCUAACUCCGACACUUCCAGUAGCUCGGAGCAGGAGAGCGACUCCGACAGCUCUGGCGAUGAGAAGCAGAAAAAGAAAAAAAAGAAAAAGUCGAGUGGCAGACGACGGGGCGGCAGCGACGGGUCCAGUCGGGACAGUUCCGAAUCUGAACCCGAACCACCCCACAAGAACAGAUCCGAGAAGAGAGACAAACGACCCCACGACAGAGAGAGGAGUGUAUCUCAACCGCCGGAGAAGAGACGCCGCAGGAGCCCCUCGCUUGACUACGAGCGGAGCGACACCUACUACAACAAGGCCAAGGAGCCUGUCCCGAGCUACAGCAGGAACCAUCGGGACAGUGCCCCGCGGGACGCCCGGGACCUGCGCCGAAGCGACUCCCCGCGACACCGGGACCCGCGCCGAAGCGAAUCCCCGCGACACCACCGCCGCCGGGAAGACUCCCGGGACAAAGAAUACAGAACAGAGAGAGACGACAAAUACCGAACAGAGAGAGACGAUAAAUACGAGAAAAAGAAAAAGAGAGACAGGGAGAGAUACGACGAUGAACCGCCCCGCCGCAGAGACAGAGAAGAAAACGGCGAACCCUCCCGAAACCGGAAAAAUCGAAGCCCGGACCAAGACCGACGCGACAGGGACUCCUCGCCCGAGUACAAGGAGCGAUCUCCGGUGAAUAAAAACUACAGGAGUAAGGAGCCUCGCAAAGAUGUAGAACGGUCUUACCGAAACUGUUCCCCGCGCGAAAGCAGCCGGGACCCGCGGAGGAGCGAGUCUCCCCGCCACAGGAGCCGGCGGGAGGACUCCAGGGACAAAGAGUACAGAACUGACAGAGAUGACAAAUACAAGAAAAAGAGAGACAGAGAGAGAUACGAAGAAGAACCGCCGCGACGCAGAGAUAGAGAAGAAAACGGCGAAUUUUCGCGAAGUCGGCGGAAUCGAAGCCCAGUAGAAGACAGACGUGACAGAGAAUCGUCGCCGGAAUACAAGGAGCGAUCUCCGGUAAACAAAAACUACAGGAAUAAAGAAUCUCGCAAGGACGUAGACCUACCGUACAGAAAGUCGCGGCCCGACAGGAAGGAGUCGUCCGAGUCCGAAUCUGAGCCGGAGCGUAAGCCGAGGUCGGAGAUAGUUAAGAAAUCCAAGUAUUACAAAGACAGAAGCGCUUCCCGCGAGCCCGAGGAGCAGAAGCGAAGGAGUCCGUCACCGGAACCCAGGAGACGAAGCCCGUCGCCUUCCACUAGCCGACAGGAUAAACACAGACAAGCUGAAAAACCGAGAGUCGUUGAAAACCAUCAGGAUAGUCGAUCCAGGAAAAGGUCUCCGUCUCCCGAAGUAAAAGUGGCUCGACGCAGGCCGUCGCCGAGCCGGUCGCGAUCCACAUCGCCCGCGAGAAAGUCAGCUAAAAAGGAUAAACUGAAAGUUGAGACCGCGAGUACGUCUAAAGCGAGAAAAUCGCCAGACGCGCGGACGGCUUCGCCGAAGCCCGACGUCAGCGAUAGGGAAGCGAGAGAUAGAAGCGUCGACAGGCGGGAUAAUCGCCACGAAGAACUAGACGACGAUCGCUCCGAAUCAAAGAAAAAGAAGAAGAAAUCGCGCUCCCGAUCUGUGCAGAAGAGUCGAAGCACGUCGAGUCUCAGUUACUCACCCGCCCGAAGGAGCCCCGAGCGCUACCGAGACAUCAUCGAAAGAUUGCCCGAAAAGGACAAGCGAAAGUAUAUCAAAUCGCCGUCCGAUUUAGAUCCAAAGAAGAGGAAAAAGGGCGACAAAUCCAACUACAAACCGAAAGCAGUAUGCCUGAGGAGUUCGUGCAGCGACAACGAGGUGUCUGAAGAAGAAGAUUUCCUGGGCGUCGACGAACGGGCUCGUCAGGACCAGUUCGAAUUACGAGAGAUGAAUAAGUUGAAGGAAAAAUUAGCCAAGAUGGCGAGCGGGAUGUUGACAGAAAUGUCUGAGCCGUCGACGUCGCAAGCGGGGCGGAGUUCCAGCGCUCCGAGGAAUCCAACUACUGGGGAGAGUAGUGGUAGAAGGGAGGAGAGUAGUAGAAGGGAGGAGGGUAGUAAAAGGGAGGAAGGUAGCAGAAGGGAGGGCAGCAACAGAAGGGAGGAAGAGAGACCGCGGAGCCCUGCUAAAGGUUCCCCCAAGUCGGGGCGAAGCACCCGGCCUACAGAAAGUUCUCCGGAGAGGCGGCGCAGGCGCAGCCGCUCGCGAGGCAGCUGGACGUCGCGGUCGCGGUCCCGGUCGCGGUCGCGUUCGCGGUCACGAUCACGAUCCAGGUCCCGCUCGUCGCGGUCACGCUCCCGAUCGUAUUCGUCGUCCAGGCGCUCGCGUUCGUCUCGCUCCAGCUCGUACAGCAGCCGCAGUUCGUCUCGCUCUUCGCGCAGCUCGUCGCGCUCCACGCGCUCCUCACGAACAAUGACGGGCGUGUACGCCGAUUACCGUAGAUCCAGCGACACGCGCCCGCGCUCGCGAUCGCCGUCUAUCCCGCGGCGCGCCGGAUCGCCGUCGUUCCUCGACCGUCGCCGCAUCACGAGCGCUAGGAAGCGGCCGAUCCCUUACCGGCGGCCCACGCCUUCCACGGCUUCGACCGGGAGCUACUACAGCAGCCGCUCCUCGCAGCGCAGCUGGUCACGAUCUCCCAAGCCAGAAAGAGAGUAACUGCAGCCGUCAGCGACUGGGCCGAGCUCCGGGUGACGUCAGCAACUGGGCCGGACUCCGGGUGACGUCAGCAACUGGGCCGGACUCCUGGUGACGUCAGCAACUGGGUCGGACUCCUGGUGACGUCAGCUGCCAUCAUCCCGAAGUAACAGGCCCCAGAAUCUCGAAUGUAAAAUAACAUCAAUGAUGGGUAACCAGUCGGACUGGUCCGAAUGGCUCUACACUAAUUCUAAUAAAAGAUUGGAUACUAAUGUACUAAACAUACUAACUGUAAGGGGGCAGUCCGACUCUGUAGGUAACAGUAUUCAAAUAGCCCUGCUAGUGUUCAGGCGACGGUCGCUAUCAAAUUAACCGUAUUGUAGAUACUAGAUGAAUUAAUUUGCACUAAGAUACAAAGGUGUCUGGAGCUAUAGGAAACAUCAGGAUUAAACUUUGGAUAAAAUUCGGCUUUUUGGGCAAAAAAUAAAAGACACUCGCGUGAUACAAGGCGUACCAACGUACCACCAAAAGUUCGCGCAUAUAACGCCAGCCCAUAAUACCUGUUGUUUACUAAAAUUGUUUAUUUGUGACUGCUUGCGAAACUUUAUAUUUUUGUUACCAAGUUAUUUUCAAAGAUGGAGUACGUAGACAAUAAAUUAAUUGUCUGAAAUGUAAAUUCGUAAGUGGUCGACAAUAUUACAAUAAUUGGAAACAUUUAACAGCAUUUACGACAUGAAUCAUUUGCUGAUAAUCAGCUAUGGAAUGAUUUGAUAAGCUUCAUCAGUCUAGAUAUAAAAAUGGAUAUGUAGAAUAAUGUAUAAGGUUAUCACGAUUCGCGUACCUGGUCUCUUUGCAAUCCAUAGGAUUACUUCAAUAAUAGUUAAGAGUUUACCAGAUACUUCAUUUUACUACUUAGAAAUUUUUAUCUUGGCACCCAACGAAGAAUGGUGCAGUUACGUAAUUGUGUAAUCUUGUCACAAAGGAUUACUCAACGAUAAUUUAGUUUUUAU
Messenger RNA from Ostrinia furnacalis (Asian corn borer), 4457 nucleotides. RefSeq names its product Serine-arginine repetitive matrix 2/3/4 (gene Srrm234). The record is from RefSeq and is a predicted model, not a curated record. The transcript has 11 exons. Gene Ontology annotation, cellular component: nucleus. NCBI's taxonomy places the organism in Eukaryota, Metazoa, Arthropoda, Insecta, Lepidoptera, Crambidae. The coding region runs from base 163 to 3468 and encodes 1101 amino acids.